UUGAUACUGUUGCAUUCAGAAUGCUGAUACGCAGCCUGGUAAUCGUGGGAGUUCUUUUCUUUAGCAGCAGCUGGGGAGAACUCCUUAAGAAACCCAGACAACAACACUAUUCUAGAUCUGUCAUGAAUAUGGACGUCCUGCUGAAAAUGGAUGAUGCUUUGGUCGGCAAUCUGGAAAAGUUUGCAGAUGAGCUCUUGCAGAAAGCCAAAACCAUUAGGAGGGGAAUCCACGAGAUGAGGAAAAGGCACAAGAACUACAAUCCUAGCGAACAAUUUUGGGCCAGCCCUUUGAAAAGUUAUUCCCUCAUUCGUCACAUGCAGGCGGACUGGUUGAUGUGGCAAGUGUAUCUGGAAAAGCCAGUGGGGCAGGAAGAAUUGCGUUUCUUAGACUCGAAUAAGACUUCCCUGCCGCAGGACCACGACAUUGCCGACGCAGCUCAUGGAAUCAAAAUGUUGCAACGGACUUACGGGAUGAUGGCCAGUGACAUCGCCAGAGGAUUGCUGGAUGGAGUGCAGUAUGACUCUUCGCUGGCACCUGUUGAUUGCCUGGCGAUCGCUCACCAUCUUAUGAACCAAUCGAUUUGGUCGGCUGCCGAGCCAUGGAUUCUCAGUGGCUUGGAAGCAGUGGAUCUCCAGACAGAGAUGGAAUCGCUCAGAGGACCAACGAAGGCUCUCCUGCACAGGACACUGGGCGAAGUGCGGAUGAAGCAGGGAAAUCACAAGGGCGCUCUGCAAGCGUAUCAGGUUGCCCUCAAGCUUUCGCCACAUGAUUCAGAAGUAUUUCAAGAGUAUCAGAGCCUGGAAAACAGAAUUCUCUCACUGUCGGAGAUCGGACCGCUGGAGGAGGAGCCAGAUGAUCCCGAUGAAAGCGACAAUUUUCCACCUUGUUGCAGUGGUCGCUGUGAAGUCGUUAGAAAACUGAGGAGAAUGUAUUGCGUGUAUAACCAUGUAACCGCUCCUUUCCUGCGACUGGCGCCAAUCAAGACCGAAAUCCUCUCGACGGACCCCUUCAUGGCCAUCCUGCACGACAUGGUCACCCCGAAGGAGAGUGCUCUGCUACGAUCCUCCAGCAGAGAUUACUUGUGGCCGUCGGCUACAGUUCCGGUGGACGACUUUUCGAACACAUCUUUAGUCGACAGGCACCGCACUUCGAUGUCCGCGUCGCUCGAUGAUGACUUUAACGAGGGAACCUUGAAGUUAUGUGAGCGGUUGGGAGAUGCAACUGGUCUCCAUGUGAAUUACUCCGAUGUGAUCCAGGUCGUCAACUACGGCCUGGGUGGCUACUUCCAGAUGCACUUUGAUUUGUUGCUCUCGAAAAACGCGAGAUUCAACGGAACCGAAGACCGCAUGUCCACUACGCUUUUCUACCUGAACGACGUGCCCCAAGGAGGCGGCACCUACUUUCCAGAACUCAACAUCACGGUGUUCCCGAGCUUCGGCUCGGCCCUCUUCUGGUACAACCUGGACUGGAAGGGCAACGAUCACAUGAAAUCCAUGCACACGGGCUGUCCAGUAAUCGUGGGUUCCAAAUGGGUUGUCACCAAGUGGGUGUAUGACAUGGGACAAGAGUUCAGAAGGCCGUGCAUCGACUCAAAGUCAAGUACCAAAGCGUUAUUAUCCCUUGAAAAACUUAUAAUAUGAACUGCGCUGCAGUUUACAUACUAUUUUUUCAACAAAUAUACAUAGACGUUGAAGACUUCUUAUUUCUUCCAAAUUAA
Messenger RNA from Drosophila ficusphila, 1717 nucleotides. Its product is annotated as prolyl 4-hydroxylase subunit alpha-2-like. The transcript has 7 exons. Bases 21 to 1640 code for a protein of 539 amino acids. Lineage: Eukaryota; Metazoa; Arthropoda; Insecta; Diptera; Drosophilidae. Gene Ontology annotation, molecular function: iron ion binding; procollagen-proline 4-dioxygenase activity; protein binding. Gene Ontology annotation, cellular component: endoplasmic reticulum. Gene Ontology annotation, biological process: peptidyl-proline hydroxylation to 4-hydroxy-L-proline. The record is from RefSeq and is a predicted model, not a curated record.